AAAAUCCAGCCUCGGAUGCCCUCCUCCCGCAGCGAUGGCCUCCACCUCUGGCCUGGCGAGCUCACGUGGUCCAGCUUGUGCAACUCCGGGUUUCCGGCUUUUGGUCACUCAGGGUUGGACCUGGGACUGGUGCUGGUCGGCCCUGCAGGCGCUGUGGACUGGGGAAGCACAGAGAUUCCCCGCCCCGUUCCCGGGACUGGGGCGCACGCCACGAUGCCCCGCCCCACUCUUCACCCCCUGAAUGCAGGGCGCUUGCUGCUACUCGGUGGCUCAAGCACCGUCCCCAUUCUCUGCCCGCCCCUCUCCCGGGACACUGCGCACGCACCACAGAGCCACGCCCCUCUCCUCACCCCGCCACCCGGACGCAGAGCGUCCGCCGCCGCGUUUCCGGCGACAUCUCGCUGUCAUCACCGCGGCUUGCGCGCCCUUGUAGACAGCCCGGGCCUUCGUGAGACCGGUGCAGGCCUAGGGUAGUCUCCCGUCUGGACAGAGAAGAGAAGAAUGCAGGACACCGGCUCAGUAGUGCCUUUGCAUUGGUUUGGCUUUGGCUACGCAGCACUGGUUGCUUCUGGUGGGAUUAUUGGCUAUGUAAAAGCAGGUAUGGUUUUGUUGUUACUUAG
Piliocolobus tephrosceles (Ugandan red Colobus) is the source of this 620-nucleotide messenger RNA. RefSeq lists its product as uncharacterized. The coding region runs from base 16 to 474 and encodes 152 amino acids. Lineage: Eukaryota; Metazoa; Chordata; Mammalia; Primates; Cercopithecidae. The record is from RefSeq and is a predicted model, not a curated record. The transcript has 3 exons.